AUGAGUUUAAUAGAACAAGUCCAAUUAAGAACAACAAAAAAAGAAUUAGUAAUAGUUAAUGAAGAGAGAAAUAUAAAUAAUGAAGUUAAUUUAACUUUUCUUCGAUACAAUACAACGAAAAAUCCAUUAAUUUGUGUAGUUAUGAAAUCACUUAUUGAAAAUGAAUUAACUCAAACUAUUCAUUUUAGAAAAGGAUUUAAGACUAUAGAUAUUAUUCAAAAUUCUCCAAUAACUUGUUUAUUAAAUGAAUUUAUUAAAAAUGAAAGAAUUAGUUUUGAGACAGCAUCUAAAAUCCCAUUAUUUGAAUGUCUUAUGUCAGAUAUCUUUCAAUUCAUAAUCAAAUAUCAUUCAUUAUUACCAGAAUUAACUAUUGAUGAUUUUUAUUUCAGUAAUAUUCAUAAUAAAACUUCUGUUUUUGGAGAGUUUUAUUUUCUUUUUAGACUCGAAUCACAAACAACAUUAUAUUUUCUUUCAAAGAAUCAAUUAAAAGAAUGUUUGGAGAAAAAAGAGUAUGGAGAAUGGAACAAAGAAACAUUGGAUUAUUUGUGGAAAAAAUAUGUAGAAUCUAAAAAACCAUCUUCAUUAAAUUGUAAUAAUUUAAGGAGUUUCUUUCAAUCAAUUAAAAGAGCAAUAGAAUUGAAAGAUAUGAAAUUAAAAAGAAAAACAAAUGAAAAACUUCCUUUGUAUUGUGAUUUUGAUUUAUUUUUGGCAAGAAUAAGAAAGACACAGAAAGUUGAAGAAAUACUCCAAGACAAUUUCAUUGUUAAAUGUUUACAAAGAAAGAUUCCAUUCAUUAUUGAUAGAAAAUAUAUUCAAAUUGAUGAUGAAAGAAAUGAGAUUAAUCUUCAAGAAUAUUAUCCAUUAAUAAUAAAAAAGUUCAAUGAUGAAUAUAUAUUUUUAAAACACAUAAAUAAAAUUUAUAAAAUUGAUGCUAAAAAGUAUUAUAUAGGAAGUGGUGGAUUUGGUAUUGUUUUAAAAGGAAAGUAUUUCAAUACAAAUGAUUGGAUAAAUCAUGCAUGUAUUUUAUCAACAAAUAAUCCAUCAAUUAAAAAGAAAUGUGAAUUGUGGAAGAAGAAAAUAUUGAAAGAAAAUAAAUAUCAACAAUAUGAAGAUGUUGCUAUAAAAAUAUUCACUUUAAAAGAUAAAAAUAUCUCAUUAAAAGAAGUUAAAAUGUUAACUGCAUUAUAUGAUAUUCCUUGUUUAAUUAAAUCAUAUGGAAUAGUUCAUAUUGUUACACAUUAUCAAGAGUAUUAUCAAAAUAAUUCAAUAGAUGAUACUUUUGAUAGCAUUGCAACAAUAACAAAGUUAUAUAAUGAAAGUACAUUAACAGAAUAUGUUACAAAUGAAUUAAAAAAUGGAAAGAAACAAUUAAAAGAAAGAAAUAUUGAAGAAAUGAUAUUUAUGAUAUUAGAUAUUAUGAAUGGAGCAUCUGCAUUAGGAAGACUUGAUAUAUGGCAUAGAGAUCAUAAAGGAGAUAAUAUAUUUGUAUAUAAAAAAGAAGGGAAAAGAAGAUGUGUUAUUGGAGAUAUUGGAUGUGCCAGAUGUAUAACAAAAAAAGAACUUUAUUUGGAUAUAAAGAAAACAAAUAUUUGUAGUUAUGGAAGAGGUGAUACUAGAAAAGAUAAUGACAUUUAUAAAGUAGGAUUAUGUCUUAUUGAUUUUCUUAUGGAAAAUACAAGAAUUGAUGAAUUUAUAACAAAUAUACUUGGAAUGGGAAAUGAAUGGGUUAUUGCAGAUCAACUUCUUUAUGAAAGAAUUAAUGAAUAUAUUAAACAAUGUUCAAUUAUAGGAUGUAAUCAAAAACAAAAAGAGUUUUAUGAAUUAUUGAGAAGAAUUAUUCAAUAUUGUAUUUCAAGAUAUAAUAGUAAUCAAAAUGAUAGUCAAUAUAGAUGGGAUAUUUUUGAAGAAUAUAUUGAAGAAUUAAGAAUCUUUUGUAAAAAUACAUUUAAUUUAGAGUAUUUAUCAUAUAAAAAUUAUCAACAAAUUCAUAGUUUAUGUAUUACAAUGACAAUGUUAUGUUAUUCUCAAGAAGUUAAUAUUUAUCAACAAUGUUAUCAUCCAUUUCAUUUUGAUUCUAUUCUUAAAUUAGCAAUACAAAAUAAAUAUAAUGAAUUAUUUUAUUCUCCUCAUCAUUUCUAUAUUUGUGUUUUAGAAUUAAUAUGGUAUGUAACAGAAAAUAAAUGUGAUAAUAUAUUUAUAUCUUUAAUAAUGAAAUUAUUAUAUAGUAUUGUUCAUGAUGUAUUUCCAAUAUAUUUUAUAAAUCAUCCUUUCUACUAUCAACAAGCUUCUACUCUCCAACAACUCUUACAAUGUCUUUUAAAUGAAAAUUAA
This is a messenger RNA of Entamoeba histolytica HM-1:IMSS, 2331 nucleotides long. RefSeq names its product protein kinase domain containing protein. The record is from RefSeq and is a predicted model, not a curated record. Gene Ontology annotation, cellular component: cytoplasm. The transcript has a single exon. Gene Ontology annotation, biological process: signal transduction; protein phosphorylation. Gene Ontology annotation, molecular function: protein kinase activity; ATP binding. Lineage: Eukaryota; Evosea; Mastigamoebida; Endamoebidae. Bases 1 to 2331 code for a protein of 776 amino acids.